AUGGGGAUAAUUGAUCAGAUCAAGGACACAACGUCCCAAGCGGUGUUUUCUCCUGGUACUCUGCUAUCUGGACGCGGCGGGCUGCACAUGGCUCAGGUCAUCCUGUCUCUGGUCACCUUUCUCCUGUCUGCCUUCAGAGGAGGGAGCAGCCAUACCUACUGGAGCUACGCCAUGUUCACCUGGGCCUUCUGCCCCAUCAUGACCCUCAUCAUCACCAUCAUCGAAAUGUUCAAACUCGAUGUCCCACUCAACAUGUUUUGCAUGGACUGGUCUGACUUCACCACGGGCAUGGCCAUGUCCUCCACGCUCAUGACUGUCUCCGUCGCCAUCUACUACGCCAACUUCUACCUCUGCUGGACAUGUGUGUACGGAUGGAUAGUGAGUGGGUUUGCUUUUUUGUGCGGUUUUGUUUACGCCCUUGAAGUGUUGAAGGACAAAAUCCUGGACAAGAAGAAGGGGACCUACCUGGCCGCUCUGCCUGGAUUCUUCAAAGUCUCGGAGGCCUUUGUGAGCUGCAUAAUAUUCAUAUCACUGACGGGCUACAGCAACAGUCCGGCUCUGAUCUUCUGCGUUGUAGCGUACAUCAUUCCCUUCCCCAUCCUCCCACUCAUCAUAGCCACCAACAUCCUGAAGAAGCUGAAGAAGUGUUUGCCUUUUAACUUGGACAGGUUUGUGUUUAUAUUCCUGGUGAUUUCCGUUGUGCUGUACAUCUUCGCUGCUGUAGUGUUGCCUGUUUUUAUGUUCAGGGACAACCCUCGUCCCAGUGACUGUCCGCCCAGCUCCUGCAUCUGGGCCAUUCAGUUCAUGGUUGCAUUCAUGACCUAUGUGAAUCUCACACUCUUCACAGUGGACCUCAUUUUUACCUUGCUGGGAAUCUGUGGCUUCAAACGCACAUAA
Molecule: messenger RNA, 897 nt
Organism: Limanda limanda (common dab)
Lineage: Eukaryota; Metazoa; Chordata; Actinopteri; Pleuronectiformes; Pleuronectidae
Product: myeloid-associated differentiation marker-like protein 2
Exons: 1
Coding region: 1-897 (298 amino acids)
Cellular component (GO): membrane
Source: RefSeq, a predicted model, not a curated record